Erythranthe guttata (spotted monkey flower) is the source of this 2376-nucleotide messenger RNA. Lineage: Eukaryota; Viridiplantae; Streptophyta; Magnoliopsida; Lamiales; Phrymaceae. The record is from RefSeq and is a predicted model, not a curated record.
AUGGAAGAGGUCUUCAAUGUCAAUAUGGACUACCUCAACAUGGAAUAUCUGUUCAAGCUAUACACUCUGGUUGGAGGAAAUAAGAAAGUUGUUAACUUCUACUUCUUGUAUCAUGGGCAAACACUUGAGAUGGGGUUGAGACAUAUUAAAGGUGACAUCAGCAUCCACUUCCUUCAAAAUCCAGAAGAAGAGCAACAAAAUGAGCUACAAAGAGAGCCAGAGAUAGAGUCCCCUAUACUUAAGUUGUUGCUUGGUAAUGAAUCCACAAGUGAGGUACUUGAGCAAUGGGCAACAAAUGAUCCACCAAUAAAUGAGGAUCCAUUUAUGCAUGCAGAGCCUUCCACAGAAGCAAGUCUUUCCACACAUUCAGAGCCUUCCACACCUGCAGGCCCUUCCACACAUUCAGAGCCUUCCACACAUGCAGACCCUUCAACACAUGCAGAGCCUUCCACAUAUGCAGAGCCUUCCAUCCAUGGAGACCCUUCCACACAUGCAGAGCCUUCCAUCCAUGGAGACCCUUCCACACAUUCUGAGCCUUCCACAAACCCUUCCACAUAUGCAGAGCCUUCAAUGUAUGAUUCAAGCUCUUCUGAAUUUGAUGAUUCCUCAGAUGAGGACUUUAUUGAACAUGAAGUAAAUGAGUCAUAUGCACUUAGUGAAGAUUUGGAUGACAUUGAAGGUUCUGAUGAUGAUGAUAUAUUUGUGGAAAGAAAUAAUAGCAAGCAAGAGCAGAUCAAGAAGUUGAAUAGUAUGUUGAGGAAGAGUAAAAGACCAAUGCCCAAGGUUCAUAAGUAUAGAAUAGAUCCAACUGCAACAGGAUGGUACAGUGAUGUAGAUGAUGAAGAUGAUAUGGAGGCCUUGAAUGACCCAUGUACUGACAGUAGAAAGUUUCCUAUAUACAAUGAGGGCCAAACUAUGAAAAACAGAAAUUUGGAAGUUGGUAUGAAAUUUCCAAAUGUUGAUCUGUACAGAGAAGCUCUCCAGGAUUGGGUUGUUAGGAAUGGUUAUGAGUUGGAGCAUAUGAAGAAUGAAAGGAGAAGAGUCACAUCAGAAUGCAAAGCAAGUGGAUGCAAUUGGAGAAUUCAUGCAUCUAUUGUUCAAGGUGGUCCACUAUUUCAGAUCAAGACAAUAAAAGGUGAACACACAUGUACCCAGGCAAAAAUCAACAAACAUGCUAAUGCCAGUUAUCUUGGAAAAAGAAUGGAACAAGGAAUCAAAGAUAACCCAGAUAUUCAGAUUCAGAAACUACAGAACACAAUUUUGAGGAAAGUUGGUGUGGAGUCAGGGUAUUGGAAGGCAAUGAGGGCAAAAAAAGCAGCAAUGGACAGAAUUAAAGGUCAAGAAGCAGAAGAAUAUAAGUUGCUAUGGGAUUACUGUGAAACAAUUAGGAGUAGAAACCCUGGUUCUAAAUUGUUGCUAAAAAAAGUAGCUGAUUCAAAUCCACCAGUGUUUGAGAGGAUGUACUUUAGUCUGCAAUCCAUGAAAAUGGGAUUUUUAGCUGGAUGCAGACCACUAAUUGGUCUGGAUGGGUGUUUCCUGAAAUCAUUGCAUGGGGGUCAGUUGCUUUGUGCAAUUGGGAGAGAUCCAAAUAACAAUAUUUUCCCAAUUGCACUUGCUGUUGUUCCAAUUGAGAAUAGGGAGAUGUGGACUUGGUUUUUGACUGAAUUGCUUUAUGAUAUUGGUGGUGUUGAGGAAAAAAAAUGGACAUUCAUAUCUGAUAGACAGAAAGGCUUACUUGAAACAAUAAAAACUGUUGCUCCUGGUUGUGCCCAUAGGUAUUGUGUCAGACACAUUUACCAAAACUUUAGGCAAAAAUGGUCUUCUUUGGAGUUGAAGAGUCUGUUAUGGAAUGCUGCUUCAACUGGUAAUGUGAAUGAGUUCAAGCAUCACAUGGUUCAAAUUCAGAAGAAAGAUAAAGAUGCUUUUGAUUGGUUGAGUAAUAUACCACCAUAUCAUUGGACUAGAUCACAUUUCAGUCAGACAUGCAAAUCUGAUGUGGUGGUGAAUAAUUUAUGUGAGUCUUUCAAUAACAUGAUUCUUGAAGCAAGAGAGAACCCUAUAAUUAGCAUGUUUGAAUGGAUUAGGACAAGGAUGACAAGCAGGCUUCAGGUUAAGAAGGCAGGAAUGGAGAAGUAUGAAGGCAGCAUGUGUCCUAACAUUUUAAAGAAGAUCAAUGCAUAUCAAACCACUGCAAGAGACUGUUCCCCGAGGUGGUGUGGGGGAGAAGAAUUUGAAGUAGAUUUAAAUAGAGACAAGUAUGUUGUGUACCUGGACAAGAAAACCUGUUCUUGUGGCUUGUUCCAGCUUAUGGCUACCCUUGUGCUCAUGCAUGGGCAUGCAUUGUGGAGAGGAGAUACAAAAUUGAGGAUUAUGUAG